Messenger RNA from Fundulus heteroclitus (mummichog), 2374 nucleotides. RefSeq names its product glutaminase kidney isoform, mitochondrial-like. Lineage: Eukaryota; Metazoa; Chordata; Actinopteri; Cyprinodontiformes; Fundulidae. Gene Ontology annotation, biological process: L-glutamine catabolic process. Gene Ontology annotation, molecular function: protein binding; glutaminase activity. Bases 147 to 1964 code for a protein of 605 amino acids. The transcript is spliced from 18 exons. The record is from RefSeq and is a predicted model, not a curated record.
GAGACAGCAGCUGCUAUUAAAGCUCCGAGGACCAAAGGGCCACCGUUCACAUCUAUCCGUCAAGAUCAGCAGCAGCAGCAGGCGGGGUGGGGGGAAGACAAAUUAAACUGGUCUCAAUUAUUCAGCGUCAAGCCCUACCUAUCACAAUGCAUUGCCUGAAAAGUCUGCGGACGGCCAACCCGGGAAUCCUGCAGCUGUUUAAAAAUGCAGUCAUUUACGCCAGACUUGGAGCUGACGUCCCCAGGAGUCAGCAACCUGUUCCUCUCAUCAGCUGGACGGCAGCACUGCACACCCACAGAGCCUUUCAUCCUCACCAGAAAGGCCCCGAUGAGGACCAAGGACACGCCAAAAGCCGCCUCAUGUCCAGCAUGGAGGACCUGCUUUUUUACACCAUCACCGAUGGGAAAGAGAUGAUCCCGCUCUCCCAGUUCAUCUCUGCUCUGAGAAGAACCGGUUUGUUAACAUCUGACCCUCGGCUGCGGGACUGUGUCCAUCAGAUGAGACAAUUCACACGGGAUUCCAUGGGACCGGUCAUGAUGGACAAAAAACUUUUCAGAAGGUGCGUUGGCAACAACAUCAUCUUGCUGACUAAGGCUUUCAGAAAAAACUUCAUCAUCCCUGACUUUGAGGAGUUUACCCUCCAGAUCAACAGGAUGUAUGAGAGCGCCCAUCAACAAGGAGGGGGACAUGUAGCCGAUUACAUUCCUCAGCUGGCUAAGUUCAGCCCGGAUCAUUGGGGCGUAUCCAUUUGCACCAUAGAUGGACAGAGAUAUUCAGUGGGUGACACCAAGAUUCCCUUCUGCCUGCAGUCGUGUGUGAAGCCGCUGGAGUACGCCAUCGCUGUGCACGAGCUCGGCAGUGAACACGUUCACCGCUUUGUGGGCAAGGAGCCCAGUGGCUUCAAAUUCAACAAACUGUCGCUAAACGAGGAAGAUAAACCACACAACCCCAUGGUGAACGCUGGAGCUAUCGUCAUUAGCUCUUUGCUGAAGCCUCUUUCAAAUAAAGCGGAGAGGUUUGACUACGUGAUGGACUUCUUGAAAAGCAUGGCUGGUACAGAAUAUGUGGGGUUCAGCAAUGCCACUUUCCAGUCAGAGAGGGAGACUGGUGAUAGAAAUUAUGCCAUCGGUUAUUACCUGAAGGAGAAAAAGUGCUUCCCUGACAAUGCAGAUAUGACUGGAGCACUAGACUUCUACUUUCAGUUGUGCUCCAUCGAGGUAACCUGUGAGUCCGGAAGUGUCAUGGCUGCCACACUGGCCAAUGGAGGCAUUUGUCCAAUCACGGGCGACCGUGUGUUAAGCGCUGAAGCCGUUCGCAACACUUUGAGUCUAAUGCAUUCCUGUGGGAUGUACGACUUUUCCGGGCAAUUUGCCUUCCAUGUUGGUCUGCCUGCAAAAUCUGGAGUUUCAGGUGCCGUUUUGCUGGUGGUUCCCAACGUUAUGGGCAUUCUGUGUUGGUCACCGCCACUGGAUCGGCUAGGAAACAGCGUCAGAGGAAUUCAGUUCUGUCAGGAACUUGUGUCUUACUUCAACUUCCACAAUUAUGACAACCUGAGGCACUUCACCAAGAAGCACGACCCCAGAAGACGAUCAGACGACGACCCGAACAAGUCAGUCGUUAACCUGAUGUUUGCAGCGUACAGCGGUGACGUCUCUGCUUUGAGACGGUUUGCCCUCUCCGCUGUUAACAUGGAGCAGAGGGAUUACGACUCCCGUACAGCUCUCCACAUCGCUGCUGCCGAAGGCCACGAAGACGCUGUAAUGUUCCUGACAGAAGUAUGUAAAGUGAAUCCCUACAUUAAAGACAGAUGGGGCAACACACCCCUCGAUGACGCCAUGCAGUUUGGCCAUGAUGUUGUUGUUUCAGUCCUGCAAAAGUACCAAGGCGGGUACGCAGACGGCGACUCGUCAAGGAGCACAGAGGAACAGGGCACCGUGCUGGACACGAUAAAAAGCAUCGUUUAAAAAGCCCCAGAAAGGUUUGGAUUGCAAACCUUUUGUUGCACAACUGAAAUGAAUCACACGACAGACGGUUACUGGGAAAACUGAUGAAUGAUUGACUUUAUUCUCUUUUUAAAGGCUAUUCUCUUUUAGGUUACCAGAAAAUUUCUUUGGGGCGAAUAAAGUCCCAAUCAAUAGGAUAAUUAUCCUCUUUGCUUUAUAAACCAAAUGAAGAGUCAGAAAUAUUAAAAUCUUCCCCAACCAGGGGCGAUAAAAUGUGCACUUUUAAAUGAGGGCGUGGAACCGUUUUGGAAAGGAAAAAAAAGGUGUGUGGGGGGGGGGGGGGGGGUGUUAUUGUAUCUGUGCAAAAGAAAAGGUCAAAAACUGAACAUACUACAGUACUAUAUCGAUAAACAAGUUGCUAUUAUUACUAA